Acromyrmex echinatior (Panamanian leafcutter ant) is the source of this 689-nucleotide messenger RNA. RefSeq lists its product as uncharacterized. The record is from RefSeq and is a predicted model, not a curated record. Gene Ontology annotation, molecular function: DNA binding. Lineage: Eukaryota; Metazoa; Arthropoda; Insecta; Hymenoptera; Formicidae.
GAUAUCAGGGUCCUAUGUAAUGAUAUAGUAUUACAAAUAUAACACUAUUAGUGAUAUACCGUAAUAUAAAACAGUUAGAAUGGCAGAACAAAAAGCAACAUUCCGUAAACAUCACCAGUGCAGAACCAAUUGCCAGAAUCAAUUUCCAGUUCGUCAGUGGAUACGUAGACAUUACACAAAAAUGCCAAACAGUAUUUACGCGAAAUGUCAUCAUUGUCCGAAAUUCAUAACAAGUCGAUUCCCAACCUUUUUACGUGAUCACUUGGUACGGAAACAUUCGAAAGAAUUAUCAGAAGAAGAAAAGGAAGAUGAACGUACUCAUUGGAUAUCGGAUCAUUUUAUCGAAAUAAAAGACACACAGUUCGCGAAAUGUAACGUAUGUAACAUAAUAAUAAUGGACGAUAAAAAGAAUAAUUUACAAGAGCACUUAAAAAGAAAGCACGGGAUUUUAGUUCCAUGUUCAGAUUGUUCAGAUGUUACGGAUUGUGUGAGCAGCGAUGCAAACACGGAUACAACUGUAAAAGAAGAUGAAAUACACUCAGCAAGUUCAUCUAAAAUUUGUAAAAACACGGAACAGAUAGGUGUUCUUGAUAAAUCCGUGUCGAGCACUGAAUCAACAGACGAUGUUUCGGGUUUUUCUCCCCAUAAAGAUGUGACAAAACAUUAAUCAUUUUCUAGCCAAUCAACAU